Molecule: messenger RNA, 330 nt
Organism: Ilyonectria robusta
Lineage: Eukaryota; Fungi; Ascomycota; Sordariomycetes; Hypocreales; Nectriaceae
Exons: 2
Coding region: 1-330 (109 amino acids)
Source: RefSeq, a predicted model, not a curated record
AUGUCGGGCGUCGGUAACUUCACCAACACCAGCUCCAGCGCCUCCUUCGGCCGGAAACAAACCAACUCCAUGCUCAACAGCAUCCUCUACACCAGUGAGCAGGAGAAGAACGCAGCUCCCCCAGCCGCAGACCCUGAGACGGCAUCUGUAGCCUCCUACUCUUCGACCUCAGGUCUGCUCAGCAAGUUCAAGAGACAGCCCAAGGCGGAGCCCAAGGCGCCCGCCGUCGAUGCCAACAAGUUGCAGGAACAGGCUCUCAAGUCACAGGUUUCUGAGGCUCCUCCGCGAGCCGUCCGCGCCCCGGUGUUGUAUGGCAUGGGUCGAAUGUGA